AUGUCAGCCAUCUACCUCUACCCCUCCACCUCUUACUCUUCCCCCUCGUCCUCGUCCCACUUCCGACGGGCUACCCCUUGGGACCAGGAUGCUGAGUGGUACUCCGGCUACUCCAGUGGCUCCGCCAUUGACCCCUUCACCUACGCUGUACGAAGUGCACAAAUUCAGGCUCAAGCUCGCAAGGAAGCCGUCGCACGAGCACGAGCUCAGGCUGAAGCCGAGGCAGAGGCCUUUGCCCGCCACCAGUACAUGCUGCAGCGCAGGCAGCAGGAGCGGGAGCGAGCUCUUCGGCAGCGAGCAGAAGAGGAGCGACAGAGAGCUCAGUACGAACAAGCACGACUGGCCAAUGCCAUUGCCAGACAGAUCGCUCAAGCUCAGUACGAGGCAGAACGUCAGGAGAAGAUCCGACGCUUCAAGGCGCAGCAGCAACGAGCUGCUCAGCUAGAGUACCAGCGACGAGUAGAGGCCGCUCAGAAGUAUCAGGUACAGCUUCAAGCACGACAGGCUGCACUUCACAAGGCUCAAGAGGCUCAGCAGCAGCACAAGAAGCAGCAGCAAGUAGGCAUCGAGGAUCUCUUCUUGCCCCCCGGUCUGCAGCAGUUCCUCGGACCUUUCCUUGGUGCUCUGCUGGACAGCGAGGAAGGCGAAGACACAACUAAGGAGGCCGCCGAGACCAAGGAGACCACCGACUCUCGAACCGCCACCAGGGCACCUGUCCCCACUGCCGCUGAUGCUCAGCCCGCUACUUCCCAAGAUCAGACCCCCGCCACCGAAGCUCAGCCUUCGGCUACCCAGGCAAAGCCAACUGCUACCGAGACCACUUCGACUGAGGCCAAGACUACCGACACAAAGGGCAAGGGCAAGGCUGAAGAAGGAGUCUCUACUGGUUCCGCCACGGAGCCUUCUCUCGAGGAUUUCCUUCCAGCCAUCUUCCAGCAGUUCGUCACACCAUUCUUCGGAGCAAUGAUGGACGCUCAGUCCGAUGGACAGGCGGGACCAUCUGGAUGCAAGCGCUCCGCCUGUGGUAGGACUCAGCCUCAGACUACCAAGCCCCAGAGCACUGACGAACAGGCCAAACCUCAGAAUGCCGCUGCGGACGAGACCACCAAGAGGCGCUCUACACCCAGCCCGACUCGAUCUAUCCCGGUAGGCACUAUCAACACACCUCGAGAGGCCGCUCCCACCGCCGCUCCCGCUGCCGGCCCGUCUCCCGCACCCGCCACCACCGAAGCGCACAGUGUCAGUCGAGCAGCCUCUCCCACUCCCUCGGACAAGUCGCACAAUUCCAAUGCCUCUGAUGGAUCCCGAGGCCGAUCCCGCUCCCCCAAGCGAGCCCGAGUGAGCGAUGUUGAUGAGGACGGAAACGAAGUGGAGAAGCUCGAGGAGACGGACCAGGAGCAGGAUAGCGAGGAGUGGACUCAUGCCUAG
This is a messenger RNA of Microstroma glucosiphilum, 1428 nucleotides long. RefSeq lists its product as hypothetical. Lineage: Eukaryota; Fungi; Basidiomycota; Exobasidiomycetes; Microstromatales; Microstromataceae. Bases 1 to 1428 code for a protein of 475 amino acids. The record is from RefSeq and is a predicted model, not a curated record. The transcript has a single exon.